Molecule: messenger RNA, 1242 nt
Organism: Uloborus diversus
Lineage: Eukaryota; Metazoa; Arthropoda; Arachnida; Araneae; Uloboridae
Product: probable imidazolonepropionase
Exons: 7
Coding region: 111-1205 (364 amino acids)
Cellular component (GO): cytoplasm
Molecular function (GO): imidazolonepropionase activity
Source: RefSeq, a predicted model, not a curated record
GUUCAAGUUGCUCGUUCAUUCGGCGAAACAGGUCGUGCAGGUGGUCGCGAACGGAGAGAGGGUGGUGUGUGGUGAGGCGGCAAGUCGAGUAGCCCUUUUAGAACAGACGGAUGGCACUGGAAUCAGCAUCGUUGUCGACAGGUCUCGUGGAUGCCCAUACUCAUCCCGUCUGGGCUGGAGAUCGAGUAAACGAGUUUGCCAUGAAGCUGGCAGGCGCAACGUACAUGGACGUGCACAAGGCCGGUGGAGGAAUCUAUCACACAGUGCAGAAAACGCGCUUGGCAACUGAGGAUCAGCUCCUCAGCCUCUUGUUGAACCGACUGGACGGGAUGCUGAAGAGUGGAACUACCCUGGUGGAGGCAAAGUCCGGGUACGGACUGGACGCCAUCACCGAGAUGAAGAUGCUGCGAGUCAUACAACGAGCGCGGGAAAAAACGCGGGUCGACAUCUCUUCUACGUUUUGUGGAGCCCACGCAGUGCCCAAAGGUAUGACCCCAGAAGAGGCCACGGAAUCCGUCUUGAAUGAACAACUGCCGGCACUCAAGCUCAUGAUGGCCACGAACGAUAUGUCCGUCGAUAACAUUGACGUCUUCUGCGAAAAGGGCGUCUUCGAUGUCGAGCAGAGUCGACGAAUCCUGGAGGCCGGGCGAGUUCUGGGCCUUCAACUCAAUUUCCAUGGAGACGAGCUACAUCCCGUGGGCGCAGCAGAGAUGGGUGCCGAUCUGAAGGCGGAGGCCAUAUCUCACUUGGAAGAGGUGUCGGAGGCCGGAAUAUCCGCCAUGGCCUCCAGUGGCACGGUGGCGGUCCUCCUCCCCACCACCGCCUACAUCCUCCGACUGAAGCCUCCCCCAGCUAGAAAGAUGAUUGAGGCGGGCGUUCCGGUCGCCUUCGGCUCCGACUUCAACCCGAACGCCUUUUGCCUCGCUAUGCCCCUCGUGAUGCACUUAUCGUGUGUGCUGCUAGGCUUGAGCAUGCCGGAAGCACUCCACGCAGCCACCAUCAACGCCGCAAAGGCACUGGGAAAGUCCGAGACACACGGAUCCCUGGAGAAGGGCAAGAACGCCGACAUGAUCAUCAUCAAUGCCAACAGGUGGGAGCACUUGAUCUAUCAGAUGGGCUGCCAUAAUUCGUUGAUUCAUAAAGUUAUCAAGAAAGGGGAUGUCGUUCAUGACAACGAGCUCCAAGAACAGCUUGUUUCGUGCUGAACGUCUAUUUGUUGUUUCGUGAUGUGUACUGGGGAAU